This is a messenger RNA of Argiope bruennichi, 3137 nucleotides long. RefSeq lists its product as uncharacterized. NCBI's taxonomy places the organism in Eukaryota, Metazoa, Arthropoda, Arachnida, Araneae, Araneidae. The record is from RefSeq and is a predicted model, not a curated record. Bases 157 to 1404 code for a protein of 415 amino acids. The transcript is spliced from 3 exons.
CGAGUCUUUCGGUUGUUUGUUAUGUGAAUUUUCAGGGACAUUAUGGUUGCUGUCUCUGCGGACGGCCAACAUUUAAAGUUUUAUCUCUGUUCAGUUUACAUUCUAAAAUCGAAUGAGAUGAAAAGAUUAAGCAGGGGGUUUAUCUAAGGCUGAAAGAUGACUCUUCUGUUGUUUUGUACAAUGCUUCUUCUUGGGACGCCAAUAAAAAUGGAUCACAGUUCCGAAAACUUCAGAAUAUGUAAAACAUUGACCGAUCCUAACACAGACGAGCCAUUCCUGGAAUGUAUGUGCGAUGUCCGUGAAAACUUCACAGUGGGUUAUAUUUUUGAUUUUUCAAUCGCUCGUGUAUUUAUCAAAGGCUGUGGAGAUGUUAUAAUUGAUUUUGGUUCUUUAAAAGACUUACAGCUUACAGAAAUUGAAUUUGUUGAUCUAAAUAAACUUACUAUUUUUCCUUUUGCUCUGUCAUCAAUACAAGGUAUUUCAGUUUUUAAAAUAUCUGAUGUUGCUGCAUUAAAUAUUAUGCAGCAUGCUUUUGUAGGGUUGAAUAAUAUUGACAAAUUCAUCAUCAGAAACGUAACAGCCAACACAAUUAAAUCAGAUGCCUUCAGUUCAAUUUCAGCAGUUAAUCAAUUCUUGAUUGAAGAUAGCGCAUUCCAAGAAGUCGAGCAGUUUGCAUUCACUAUUCAAAAUAUCAUAACUUUCAAUGUCAUUAAUACCGAAUUCCAUAUAAUGGCAAACCAUUCCUUAUUGUUGCAUAAUGUUAAGAAUGUUGUUUUCGAAAAAUGUGUGUUCCAUGAGACUGAAAAUGGCUCAUUUGUGUUUUCGUUUGUAGAUUCUGUAUCUUACAAGAAUUGUGAAUUCUGGGAAGUUGAAACGACUGCUUUCCAAAGUAAUUCUUUAAAUGUGUUCAGCAUUACAAAUUCAUACAUAGAAAAUCUGAAACCAGAUGCGUUUGGAGGCCUUGAUCUACAGAACUCAUUUGUUUUCACAGAUAAUAUUGUUGAUAUAAUUAAUGAAACAUCUUUCAGUGGCCUAUUCUCUACAUCGUUUAAUGAACUGGGUCUGAGUUAUUGCUGUAACACUUUUAUUUGUGAUUGCAAUAUAUUCUGGAUGUGGGGUCUCAAAGAUCUUGAUAAAAACAAUACGAUGUUAGAAAACAGUUAUUGCAGUGGUAAAAAAAAGUAUCCUGUAAAUUCAUAUAAACCGAUAAUAGAUUCUAAGAAUAAUUGCAUAACACUUGAAUUGAAAUCCUCGAUAAAAGAGCAAUCCGCAGAAGAGGACAAAAUAACCACGGAAUGCAAAAGCGAUGACUGUUUGUUGAGUGUUAUUUCUUCUGCUGGCUGGCAAAUCAAGCUUGUAUUCCGAACUGUACUAUGUACACUGAUCAUCAUCAAAUUAUUGUAGUCAUAUAAACUUCAAUGAUAGUUUUCCAUGUAGAUCAUAUGCGUAAUGAGGUUUUGAGUUUAACAGAAAGGAUGAAUAAAAACAUUCUUUAUAAAUAUAUUUGGGGAGUAUUUCAUAAAUUGCAAAUGACUUAAAAUGCAAAGAUUGUCUAAAGUUUCGAAAAACAUUUAUGCGGACAAAAACUGCAUGUAUAAAGAAAAAAAUAGUAUGCCGUUAGAAUAAAAACUCAUGCGCACAGUUUUAAUUUUGAUAGAAUAUGCUAUAAUAAGGAUUCUUUUUUAUAGUUAUGUGAGGAAUUUCUCUAUGUGAGGAAUUUCUCUAUUGAGUUUCAAAUUACAAAAAUAUACAUGAAAGGAAACAUAACUUCUUACCUUACAGCAUCUUCGGCCAGAAUGCUACUGCUCGAAAUUUCACUCACAAAAGCAAUUAAAACUUCGAAACAUUGAUGUUGUGUUUGGUUCAUAUUUUUAAAUGGAUUCUAUUAAGAUUCUAAUCAAUAGAAUCAUUUCAGCUGCUAUUUUAUAAGAAAUAGCUAACAUCUUUAUAUUUCUGUACAAAUUGUUAACAAAUGUUAACAUCUAUUAUUGUUUGGAGAAAAAAUUGGAUGACAUUAUUAUAAAAAUCGUUGAAAGGAAACACUUGUCAAUGAUGCUAUUUUAUAAGAAAUAGCUAACAUCUUUAUAUUUCUGUACAAAUAUAAAUAAACAGUGUGUUUAUUUAUAUGUUAAUGUCUCCUGUUUUUGCAUCAAAGGGUCAUUGCGUCCCUUCUUUCCUGUGCAAAAAUUGAUUCUUAUAAUAUACUUGACCAUCAUUUGAAGUUUUGUUCUUGAAUUCUAAGUCUUCCUUUUUAUAUUAUAUCCUUUUGAAUCUAUUGUGAGGUACCUGAAAUGAAUAAUCACUAGUGAGAAGUACUUGCAUUUAUUAAUUUUUGUACCUGCUUUCAUACAUUUUUUCAACAUUCAAUCGUUUUGUUAUUUUGUCAUUCCAAAAUAACUGCUAAUUUGAAGCAGUUAUGCAUUUUAUUAAGAGCUUUAUUUUUAUGAUAAAUCCUAAACUCAACGAAUCUGCUUUAGAAAUUAAUUAGUAAUACGAUGAACAAGAUUGAAUAUUAUAUAAGUUUAUCAGAAAUGUUACAUGUUCUUCUUAUGUGGUUAAUACAAUUUGUAUAUUUUAAAUUAUUUUAUACGUAAAUUAUUAAUUUAGUGGCUUUAUUUCCUUUGUGGAAAAGAGAACAUAAUGUUCAAAAUCAGUGUUAACUACAAAAGAAUUUUUCAUGGGAAUCAGUUAAAUGUUUCAUUUUUCAUUAAUUAUGUAUCAUACUUUUUCAAUUAUUUUUUUUUCAUUUAAGUACGUAUAAGGGUUAAAGGGCCUCCAAGGGUUCUUUUGAAUUAAAGAUUAGAAUACUUGUCCCCUGUAAUAAGUAUAUUUGCCUACUGUAUACAAUAUAGUUUUAAGGAAAUAUAAGGAUUUCUUUACAGCAUUACAAUUCCGUUUUAUCUUUUCUUUCUCACCAUUUCCCACUUUUAAUAUUGGAUUCCUUGUUUAGAAGUCUCAUUUCGUAUUGAAUAUUUAAAAUUGUAAAAUAUCUCCAUCAAAUCCUUAUAGGUAUGGCAAAAACUAUUUGUUUAUAUGUAAUUUUAAAAUGCGUAUUUCAAGUCAAAAUAUAUGCGAAAAGCACAUCAUUUUCAAGAACCAAAUUGGAAUUUCUGAAUAUAAAUUUUUUUUAAUAAUUC